Manduca sexta (tobacco hornworm) is the source of this 4936-nucleotide messenger RNA. RefSeq names its product serine/threonine-protein kinase VRK1 (gene ball). Bases 150 to 1700 code for a protein of 516 amino acids. The transcript is spliced from 6 exons. Gene Ontology annotation, cellular component: nucleus; cytoplasm. The record is from RefSeq and is a predicted model, not a curated record. Gene Ontology annotation, molecular function: protein serine/threonine kinase activity; ATP binding. Gene Ontology annotation, biological process: signal transduction; peptidyl-serine phosphorylation. NCBI's taxonomy places the organism in Eukaryota, Metazoa, Arthropoda, Insecta, Lepidoptera, Sphingidae.
AUAAUGUCAGUUAUUGUCAAAAAACAACGACGCCAAGAUUGUUGACUUUAACCAUUAAGUUUAAUCUUUUAAAUUGUAAUACCGAGCUACAUACACGUGUUUAAAUAAUCAUUAAUGUUUCAAUUAGUGUACUAAGGAAUUUGAUAAAAAUGGCCGGGCGAGGUAAAAAGGCAGGCGGGAAGAAAAAGGCGAAUGGAUAUAAAAUGCCAGCACCUAUCCCCGUCGGGGAAGUGAUUAACGAUACUUUAAUGAAUAAGAAAUGGAAAAUAGGGCCUUCUAUAGGAGUCGGAGGCUUCGGCGAGAUAUACUCGGCUUCAGCAGGCAGCCCUAGGAAGUCCGCUAACAACUAUCCCUACGUGGUUAAAAUCGAGCCGCAUGAGAAUGGGCCAUUAUUUGUAGAAAAACAUUUCUACAUCAAAAAUGCUAAUAAAGAUGACAUUUCAAAAUUCAUGCAAAGUAAGAAACUAUCGAGUCUGGGCAUGCCCACGUACUUCGGUAACGGUUCGCACGAUUUCCAAGGGGAGAAAUACAGAUAUCUAGUGUUGGAGAGGUACGGGAAAGACGUGUGGACCUUGUUCAAUGAGUGCAACAGAUCGUUCCCUACAACCACUGUCUUCCAGUUGGGAUUACAAAUGUUAGACGUACUCGAAUACAUACACAGCCGUGACUAUGUCCACGCGGACAUCAAAGGCGCGAACAUCCUAAUGGGUCUGAAGAAAGGUACUGAGAACCAAGCAUACCUGGUGGACUUCGGGCUAGCGUCCCGGGUGAACGACAAGGAGUUCAAACCAGACCCCAAGUGUGCGCACAACGGGACCAUCGAGUACACCAGCCGGGAUGCGCAUUUGGGAGUGCCAACCAUGAGAGGUGAUCUGGAAAUCCUGGGGUACAACAUGCUGCAGUGGAUCGUCGGGGAGCUACCGUGGGAGAAGUCACUGAAGGAACCGAAGACGGUUCAGAGCAUGAAGGAGAACUUCAUGAAGAACCCCAAAGCAAAUAUUACCAAACAAUACCCCGAUGUACCCAAUGCUUUAAUCCAAUUGUUUGAAUACAUCAACACAUUAAAACCAAAAGAUAUACCAGACUAUACGAAAUGUCGAGAAAUUUUCGAAAGUUAUCUCAAAAGCGAGGGCAAGACGCGUCAGAGUAAAAUAGAAUUUAUAAAUAGUAAAAAUACGAAACCAGUUAAGAAUACAGACAAAGAACUCGAACCAAAGAAUUCUCUAAAGAAAGUAGUUGUUAGGAGACGUGGCAGACUAGCUAAAGCACAGAGCCCUGAGAGCGACAAUUGUGAGAAUGAACAGCCUGCCGACAUAGCAGAAACAGUCAAAACAAAGAAACGAAAGUCAACAGAACCGCAUGUAAAUGUUACUAUUAAAAAGACUAAAAUGCCCCCUAAAGCAACACCACCGGUUAAGAAAAACCACAAGAAUACAGCGACACAGACGUCUGUAGAGAAACCCAAGCGGCGGGUGUCUUUUGAUCUUCCCGAGAAAGAUAAGGACUCAAGUCAAGAAGUUAACUCCAGUGUGGACAUAUUCGACGAUUCGCAAGAGAUUGAAGAGAAGAAAGUCAAGAGGAGGAGACGACUUUUGAACACGAAGAUAGUGACAGUUAAUCGUGUUGUUAGAAAGAAGACAACUGCAAGGAAUAAAACUUCAGAUACGCCGGCGACUGCCAACGGCAGAUCGCCUAAGUAGACACGUCUUUCAAACUUUUUAAUGUUUUUCGUAUCAUCGAAUAAAUUAUACAUUAUUUAAUUCUUUUCUGAAAUCUAUUAUAAAUCUAAGCUAGUGAAAUUUGGAAUUCAAAAUUGGUAUAAAUAUAUGGACUAUUGAAUUAACAUCUUCAUUGUCUACCAACUCUUUCUGGAAUGGAAAGUGAGAUCAAUCAUAUAAGCACGCAUUCAUACGAUGAUACGAAACAAACAGUAUUUGUAGGUGUUUUGUAAACUCGAACUAAAGGACAAUUUUCUAGGGUAGUUGUUUUUACUUUGUACAAAAUCUAGGUGUAGAGGAAUUUCCAACAGUUUCUGUCUCAUGUACCUUAACCGGUGCCAUUUAUGUUAAGUUCCGUGCACAAACUAUUUAUACAGGGUGUUCCAAAAGGUUGCAUUUUUGAAUCAAGUCUUAUAAUAGUGAAGCAGUUUUUUUCAAAAUACAUAGGUUGAGAGUUUACUUGUUUUUUUAUUUCAUAUAGUAUGUUGCAGAAAUCUGGUCAAAACUUACUUUUGGGACACCAUUUGCUUUUGUUUUUACAUGUCUCAUACUGAAUCGAUUUCAGUAUGAGAAAUUGGUUUUCUUUGCGAAGAUAUGAAUUGUUUAAAUUAAAGCUUUAUAAUCCACCGACUCAGUGCCAAUUAACUCUCCACCAAUUUAAGCAAUGGUAUUUUUAGUUCUUUAGCCGGUUCAAAUCGUGAGCUGGGUUUAUGUAGGAGCUGAAAACCAAAAAUAGUAAUAAGUGAUUAGUGACUAGGGUUGCCACCCGUACAUACUUUAUAAAAGAGUAUUGCACGUUGUUUCGGGAAUUGUAUUCUAUAUUCGAUAAGAAUAAUAAAGUAUUUUUGCGUACUUUGAUGGUUAAAUGACAGCAAGUAUUAAAAAAAACCUGUUUAUAUAUAUUUUUUAUUGUUUGCAUUAUUCGUCGGCAUUCACAGAGAGCGAGAGUUUAAAUUUUGUGUUGAAAAAUACCAAAUGGCGAGAUUAAAGAAUCAUUGAAUACGAUAUUUUAUUUGUCUAAACUAAAGAAAAAAGUGUUUAUAAGAAAAAUUAUAAAAUAUAAUUAAUUUGUAGGAACUUUAUUUUAAUACCAUGUAUUUUUUUCUAUCUAUAAUUUAAAAAUGUACAUUUGCUGAAAAAAGGUGGCAACCGUAAUUGUGACCCAGACGUUACAAUGAAACCAUUUAAAUUGUCUUCAAAAUAUGGGUUUUACAAAUUUCUUUCUAUAGGUAUCUAUUGAAAACUACGAAAGACUUCAAACAACUCAAUUUGACACAAAUAUUUGUUUCAGUCAAAUUAUGGUAAGGUCAGGGUGCCCUAUUCCGUCUACGUGGGCCUAUCCGUCUUUUUGCAAUUACUGGUGUACUAAACGAAAGAUAGUUUUGCUAACCGUAUAGGUAAAUAGGGGAUUUUUUUACUCUCACCUAUACGGCUAUCGAAGCUGUCUUUCGAAUAGAAAGUCCGUAUUGGCUAAGACGGAUUUGUCCUUAUAGACGAAAUAGGACCCCUACCAUAUCUUAAAUCUAGAUAUAACCACAGUAUCAGCACUAUUAACCAGCUCACGAUUAGCUCCAAUACCAUAGUUAUUAAUAUAAUACUUGUUAUAUAAGUACCUACUACCUUUUAAUACAGUUAUAUUUAGAAAUAAUUAUUCCUUAGCGUAUUACUUAAUAUAUAAAAUAUAUUUCAAGAUUUGGCCGCACACAACCUUGUAAGGGAAACGAAAUACCGCUGUAAAUGGUCGACUGGACUCGCCAAUUAGAAUCAUGUUGAAUUAAUUCGCCUUCUAUAUAUAUGAAACUCCAGUUAACGAACGUGUCGAAGUGUAUGACCACACAGAAUAUUAGCGAUUUGCUUCGGCACGCCUUGACUGCUCUGGUCGACGCCAGCCUUAAUAAUUCAGUUAUAUCUGUCACCAAAGCUGUUUUUCAGUUGCUAGAUGUAAAACGAUUAUCUAAACCAGCUAUACUCAACCUGCAGCCCGCCGAGAUUCCAAUUAGACCACCAGGCUUUAAAAAAACUUAAAUUUAUUGAAACUUUACCCAAGACCACUUGAACUAUAUAACUAUAUACUGUAUGUUAUAAUAAUAAAAUUAUUCAGUAAUUGUGCAUACUAUAUCGACGGAUAAAAAGCUAAUUGAUCUAAGCAACAUUUCUUUUCGAAAAAUUUUAACUUGGUUAAAAGUACAUAGCAAAAAUUCUGAUUUUAAAUAUAUGUGAAACAGUGUCGCAAAAAAAUGUUGCUUAAGUCUCUCACUCGUCGAUAUAUUUAAAUAUAAAUUUAAUUAGGUUCUUAGAUAUUGAAGUAGGUAUAUACAUUUAUGUUGUGGCCUAGGACACCACAACUCUGAAAACCACACUAAUAAAAAAAGGUUAAGCAAGGCUGUAUUAGGCCUCAAAUUGCGCAGUUCCUUCGUGAGACCUCGCAGGGGGAGUGUGACCAUAGCUUUAGAAUCGGUAAUCCAUAAAAACCGAUAAGUAUUGUGCAUUUUUUUUUUAAGAAAUAUGUCAGGCCAGGCGUAAUUACUUAAGAUACGAGAUUGGUAUGUAAAAGCAAGAAUAAACAAUCAAGAAGACGUAAAUAUUUCAUGGUUAGCAACAUACGUGGUCGUUUGUGAACAGUAGGGCUUUGCUUACUAUCGAGCCAUAAUAUAAGAAAACCCCCUGAAGAACCAAUAGCUGGUUCGCAAGAUUUGGAACACAGUCUGUGUUACACAACUAUUGAAUGCUAUGAUAAAAAAAGUCCUUUACGACUGCUGCAAUUAAUGAAUGAAAUUGAUAAAUCAUGUCUUGCAUUUGAGAAUGUGGUAAUUAUUGUUUAAUAUUUUUAUAGCAUAAUAAUGAUUUUAAUCGAUUACCACAAAUAUUUAUAGAUGUAAUUAUGUUAAACCAUAAUGAAUGCAUUUGAUUUCGUAGCUUAAACGGGGCGUCCGAUUUCGGGAGAAAAAUUCCUAAGAAUUAUUAUAUUCAAUGAUUUAUCGUGAAUGGAAAAGUGAAUUUGUUAAAAAAAUUGAAAGUUAAAGGCGAUAUUAAUAAUGUAACAUACCAUAUAUUGUAAUGUUUAUUUCAGUAUUUCGGACACCCUGUGUACGAACAAAUACAUUCCCUUGUAUUGAAUUGUUUGCAAUUGUUUCGCUGCGACUGUUGACAGCGCGUUGUUAGCAGACGGUGUGUUUGUCUUAAGUUAACCAUUGAUUGAAAUAAACAAUUUUUCCUCA